Molecule: messenger RNA, 2118 nt
Organism: Setaria italica (foxtail millet)
Lineage: Eukaryota; Viridiplantae; Streptophyta; Magnoliopsida; Poales; Poaceae
Product: serine/threonine-protein kinase D6PKL2
Exons: 2
Coding region: 80-1585 (501 amino acids)
Biological process (GO): protein phosphorylation
Cellular component (GO): cytoplasm; nucleus; plasma membrane
Molecular function (GO): ATP binding; protein serine/threonine kinase activity
Source: RefSeq, a predicted model, not a curated record
UUCCUCCUCGGCUCCCCUGUCCCCCGCAGGCCGCAGCCGAGCCCAGCGCAAUCCCACCAGCGCGCCGCAGCAAGUCGCAAUGCCCCCCGACGGCGACGCCACCGCGGACCUCGCGGUGGACGAGCUGCAGAGCCUCAGCUUCGGUUCCUCCUCGCGCUCCCGCUCCGCCUCCACCGUCUCCACCGCCACCGCCUCAUGCUCCACCUCCUCCUCAGGUCCACUCCACCACCUCCCGCUCCCUCCGCGUUCCACGACGCCCACCGCCGCCGCCGCCUCCACGCAAACAAUCCCGCGCCUCGGGCCCGUCUCCCUCUCCGACAUCCGCUUCCUGCGGCGGCUCGGCGCGGGGGACAUCGGCAGCGUGUACCUCGCCGAGGUCAGGGCGAAGAAGGAGAAGCCCAACGGCGGCGGCGGCGCUGGCGUGGGGGCCGUGCUGGUGGCCGCGAAGGUGAUGGACCGGAAGGAGCUGGAGGGGCGGAACAAGGAGGGCCGCGCGCGCACGGAGCGCGAGAUCCUCGAGGCCGUGGACCACCCGUUCCUGCCGCGGCUCUACGGCGUCGCCGAGGGGGACCGAUGGUCCUGCCUCCUCACCGAGUUCUGCCCCGGCGGCGACCUCCACGUCCUGCGACAGCGCCAGCCGCACCGACGCUUCUCCGAGGCCGCAGUCAGGUUCUACGCGGCCGAGGUGGUUGCCGCGCUGGAGUACAUCCACAUGGUGGACAUCGUGUACCGCGACCUCAAGCCCGAGAACGUCCUCGUCCGCGCCGACGGCCACAUCAUGCUCACCGACUUCGACCUCUCCCUCAAGUGCGACCCCACCGCGCCCACGCCCGCUCACGUCAUCUCCGACCCGCUCUCCUCCCUCGCCGGCCGCUCCGCCGCCGUGUCCACGUCCUGCACCAUCUCCUCCUGCAUCGUCCCCACCGUGUCCUGCUUCCAGCUCUUCCCCGGCCGCGGCCGCAGCCGCCGGCGCCGGCGCUGGCGCACCAAGAAGCCGUCGUCGUCCAACAGCGGAAACAUCAGCAGAUUCCCCUCCGGCGGCAGUGGUGGGCUCGAGCUGGAGUUUGUUGCCGAGCCAGUGGAGCUCCGGUCCAUGUCGUUCGUCGGCACGCACGAGUACCUGGCGCCCGAGAUCGUGUCCGGGGAAGGCCACGGCAGCUCCGUCGACUGGUGGACGCUGGGCGUCUUCAUCUUCGAGCUCCUCUACGGGGUGACCCCGUUCAAGGGCUACGACAAUGAGAUGACGCUGGCAAACAUCGUGGCGCGCGCGCUCGAGUUCCCCAAGGAGCCUUCGGUGUCGUCAGCCGCCAAGGACCUCGUCACCGCGCUGCUCGCCAAGGACCCCGCCCGGCGGCUCGGCGCCACGGUUGGCGCGGCCGCGAUCAAGCGGCACCCGUUCUUCAGCGGCGUCAACUGGGCGCUGCUCCGGUGCGCCACGCCACCGUACGUGCCGCCGCCGUUCAGCUUGGGGAAUAAUGUCAAGGGUGGUGCGGCUGGUGGUGGCGGUGCCGGCAGCAGCGCCAACGAUGACGGCAUGUCGGACGACGACGACAGUUGUCCCGGCACGCCCGUGGAGUACUACUAGACAAGCCAAGGAGAAGCGUCCAUAUGUCGACCUGCGCGUGUGUGAAAAGAAGCUGCCUGCCCUGCCCGGCCUGAUGCCAUCGCCGGGACCCGAUCAGGCAGCUCUUGUCUGAGUCCGGCCGAGCCGGCGCGCGUGCACGUGGUGGGGGAUGGACCACGGCGCGAGCACGAGGCAGCCGGGUCGGGCGGGACACCGCGCGCUGUCGCCUCAAGUGGUUGCGAGCUGCCUGUCUCCGAGAGCUCUUGCGCCAUGGCAAGCAGGCGACAAUGCGCACGCUGUAUGAAUAACUUAAUGCCGUUCUUGUUGCAGUUAUUAGCACUAGUACGUGUCUUAACCUGGCUUCAGUUGUGGCAAUUGCCAGGUCGCAUUGGUUAGUGCCUGUCUCUGGAAAAUGUGUAGCUAGCUAGAGCUAAUACAUGCGGGGGUGUUGCUUGGAACGCAUAGGAAAUUCUUGUGAAAUCUCGUGUUCCAAGCAGGACCUUUUUGGAAUUGUAUCAUGCAUGUUCUUGAGUUUCUCACUUGUUCUAUUAUCA